CAGUGCUACGGAAGGGAUUCCCCGUGUUCUGAGGUGGCCUAGAACUUGAUAGUAAAGCCCAAACUAAUUUCUGUCAGUGUCAUUAUAUUUCACCCUUCCUUCUCCUUUAGCAGGAGUCAUUCCAUGAAGCACGCCAUGAAAAGGUGUAUUUUGUUAGGAAUUUUUGGCUUUUUAUUAUUAGCCGGUGUAAGAGCAGCAGAUGAAGAAAAAGAACCAGAAGUCGUAGAAGAUAUCGGAAAAAGUAGAGAUGCUUCAAGAACUGAUGAUGAAUCUGUACAAAGGGAAGAAGAAGCUAUUAAGCUUGAUGGCCUGAACGUGGCUCAAAUGAAAGAACUUCGAGACAAGGCCGAAAAAUAUGCUUUCGAAGCCGAAGUAAAUCGUAUGAUGAAACUUAUUAUUAAUUCUCUCUAUAAAAACAAAGAAAUAUUCUUGAGAGAGUUGAUAUCUAAUGCGUCUGAUGCUUUGGAUAAAAUACGAUUUGUAUCUCUUACUGAUAAGAAUGCUCUAUCUGCUACAGAGGAAUUAAGUAUCAAAAUUAAGGCUGAUCGUGAAAAUCAUGUAGUACAUGUAACUGAUACUGGUAUUGGUAUGACUAAGGAAGAUCUUGUUAAAAAUCUAGGUACAAUUGCUAAAUCGGGUACAAGUGAUUUCCUCACCAAACUAGGUGAAGCUAAAGAACAAGGACAUCUUAGUGAUUUGAUUGGCCAAUUUGGUGUUGGUUUCUACUCAUCUUUCUUAGUUGCUGAUAGAAUUGUUGUCACAUCUAAACAUAAUGAUGAUGAUCAGUAUGUAUGGGAAUCCGACUCCUCAUCUUUCUCUGUUGUUAAAGAUCCCCGUGGUAACACACUUGGACGAGGUACAACAGUCAGCUUACACUUGAAAGAAGAAGCCCAUGACUUUUUGGAAGAAACUACUCUUCGUAACUUAGUGAAAAAAUACAGUCAAUUUAUCAACUUUGAUAUAUAUCUAUGGGCUAGUAAGACAGAAGAAGUUGAAGAACCUAUUGAAGAAGAUGAAGAGAAAAAAGAGGAAGACGAAGAGAAAAAAGAGGAAGAUGAAGAUGCUGCUGUUGAAGAAGAAAAAGAAGAUGAAAAACCUAAAACCAAGAAAGUUUCUAAAACCGUCUGGGACUGGGAUCUUGUUAACAAUGUAAAACCUAUCUGGACCAGAAAAGCUGCAGAAAUUACAGAUGAGGAAUAUAAUGAUUUCUAUAAAUCCAUCAGUAGCGAUUAUGAUACACCCAUGACAAAAAUUCAUUUUACUGCUGAGGGAGAAGUUACAUUUAAAUCAAUUUUAUAUGUACCGACUAGUGCCCCAUCUGAUACUUUCCAAAAUUAUGGUAAAAAGAAUGAACAGAUUAAGAUGUAUGUAAGAAGAGUAUUUAUAACUGAUGAUUUUGAAGACAUGAUGCCAAAAUACCUCUCAUUUAUUCGUGGUGUUGUCGAUUCAGAUGAUUUACCUCUCAAUGUAUCUCGUGAAACUCUUCAACAACAUAAAUUACUCAAAGUCAUCAAGAAAAAAUUAGUACGAAAAACCUUGGAUAUGAUAAAAAAGAUUGAUAAAGACGAAUAUCAAAAAUUCUGGAAAGAAUUCAGUACAAACAUUAAGUUGGGUGUAAUUGAAGAUAGCACAAACAGAACUCGAUUGGCCAAAUUAUUGCGAUUUGCUUCCUCCAACUCUGACACCGAAUUAACCAGUUUAGCUGAAUAUUUAGAAAGAAUGAAAGAAAAACAAGAAUCUAUCUAUUUUGUUGCUGGAACAGGACGAGAUGAAGUAUCUAAAUCACCAUUUGUAGAAAGAUUAUUAAAGAAAGGUUAUGAAGUAUUAUAUUUAACUGAACCAGUUGAUGAAUACUGUAUUCAAUCACUACCUGAAUUUGAAGGCAAAAAAUUCCAAAAUGUAGCUAAAGAAGGCUUAAAAUUAGACGAUUCAGAAAAAUCUAAAGAAAGAAAAGAAGCUACAGAAAAAGAAUAUGAACCUUUAAUUACAUGGUUAAAAGAUUCUGCUUUAAAAGAUCGGAUUGAAAAAGCCACUAUUUCUGAGCGUCUGUCAUCUUCACCAUGUGCUCUUGUUGCUAGUCAAUAUGGCUGGUCUGGUAAUAUGGAAAGAAUUAUGCAAGCUCAAGCUUACGCCAAGGCUAAAGAUCCUUCACAAGAAUUUUAUGCGAACCAAAAGAAAACUUUAGAAAUUAAUCCCCGACAUCCUUUAAUUAAAGAAUUGAAGAAACGAGUUGAGGCUAAUAAAGAAGAUGAAACCGCUAAAGAUUUAGCUGUGGUUAUGUUUGAAACGGCUACAGUAAGAUCAGGAUAUAGAAUCUCUGACACCAUGGGAUUUGCUCAACGGGUUGAAAACAUGUUAAGAUUGAGUUUAGAUGUUCCUCUUGAUGCUAAGAUUGAGGAAGAACCCGAAGAUGAACCUGAAGAAGCAGAACAAGAAGAGGAGGUUGAAGCAGAUGAAGAAGAAGAAGAAAAAAAACAAGAAGAAGAUCAUGAUGAAUUAUAAUGAAGAAUACAGUAGAUCACGCCAUAUACAUCAUCACCUUUCUUUAACCCCUCAACUUAUCAUUUGAUCAUCUACCCACCAAUAAAUACUGCUAUUAUUUAUUUCUUUGGCACUAAAGGAUUGAGAGGGUGAGGGUUUAUGUUUAGUUAAAUUAAUCAUUCAAAGGUUACAAAGUGGACAGCGAACAUUUUUUUUUAAAAGUUUAAAUUUCAUGUACCAUCUAAAGGGGCUUAUAAUAUGUCUGAAGUUGUGAAUAGUAUGUGUUCUAAAAUUUACAAAGCCCAGUAAAGAUUGCACAAUCAAAUUCUGUUCCUUUUCUAUAUGGAAACUAAUAUUCUUGGUCAGUAUUGUUUGCUGUCUCUAUUUAAUGCAACAACUAUCAUUUCAUUUUCUUAACUGGUGCAACUGGAGACAUCAGAAUCACAUCAUUACAAACUUCCUCAUGUGACAACAGGAUUUUCAUCGCAGUCCAAACAGUGAUUAAUAUAAAGCAUAAGAUAAGAGAAUCAUGGUAUUAAAUGUUAGUGUAUAUUUAUAUAACAUGUAUGAUGUGAGUCGGGGUUUGAUGUUAUAAUUGUUAUGUUAAUAGAAAGAAUCAUUUUAAAUGGAUGUUAUUAUACGGUCAAAAGAGCUAAUUUCAUAAUUAAUAUUUACAUUUCUGGUUACACCAAUUGUAGAAACAGAAAUAGGGUCUUGAUCAUAAACACAAUGACACCCCCCCCCCCUUUUUUUUUUUGAAAGUUUUUAAUGACUUAAAAUCAGAUGUUAAAAUUUAGUUGUUAGACGUUGGUUAAUUUGAUUUUAUUUUUAAAAAUACACAAGCCAUCAAUCAUGGCAUAUUCCUACUGGAUGUUAUCAAGACUGUCAAUAGUAUUUUAUUUAAAAUGAAAAUAUUAUUUUGGUGUAUGUAGAUACAUGUACACCUAUUAAAACCUCUAUUUGAAUGCUAGUUUUUGAAUGUUUUUACUGUUUGUAUGACUGCAUCAUAUCAUGAAUUAUGAGGCUGAAUUUUUUAUUUGUGCCUUUGUGUAAUAUUUUGUUGAAAUAAAAAGUUAUCCUAAUAA
This is a messenger RNA of Patella vulgata (common limpet), 3566 nucleotides long. RefSeq names its product endoplasmin. The record is from RefSeq and is a predicted model, not a curated record. Gene Ontology annotation, biological process: protein folding. NCBI's taxonomy places the organism in Eukaryota, Metazoa, Mollusca, Gastropoda, Patellidae. The coding region runs from base 124 to 2502 and encodes 792 amino acids. The transcript is spliced from 18 exons. Gene Ontology annotation, molecular function: ATP-dependent protein folding chaperone; ATP binding; ATP hydrolysis activity.